Molecule: messenger RNA, 691 nt
Organism: Rhagoletis zephyria (snowberry fruit fly)
Lineage: Eukaryota; Metazoa; Arthropoda; Insecta; Diptera; Tephritidae
Product: ceramide synthase 1-like
Biological process (GO): ceramide biosynthetic process
Cellular component (GO): membrane
Molecular function (GO): sphingosine N-acyltransferase activity
Source: RefSeq, a predicted model, not a curated record
AUGCAGGGUACUUUCACUACCCUGAACAAGUCUGGCACAGUAAGCAGUAACAGCCUGCUGACGCUCUUCCUGCACGACGGCAGCGACGUUCUGUUGGAGGCGACAAAGUUGGUGCGCUACUUCAAAGUCCAGCAUGGUCGGACGUACGAUCAGGUGGAAAUAGUGGUCAACAUUGGCUUUGCCUCCUUCCUGCUCACGUGGAUAUCAAACCGCCUGUACUGGUUCCCCCUGAAGCAGGUCUACGUCGCCUCGGUGUACGUCGAGGAGCAGGCGAUUCAGGUGCCCUUCAUCACCCUGCUCGUCGGCAUGCUCUGGAUCAUUCUGCUGAUGAAUUUCUACUGGUUCAGCUUUGCACUGAAGCUCCUCUACAAGGUGGCCAGUGGACAGUUGAACGAACUGGAGGAUAAUCGAGAGUUCAAAGAAGCAGGAACGACGGCAGCAGACGGCAAAUCGGCAAAGUCGUCCAGCCCAGAAGAUGCUCGCAAGUUGAGCAUCGAUAGCGGCGUUAUCAGCGUCACCGGCGAGGAGACGGCAUCGGACGACGGAAAUGAGAGCGAUAAAAGCGGCAGUCCGGAGGAGGAAGAGGCCAUUACCAGAGAUGAGGAGAGAGGAGACCAGAAAACUACGCAGCAGACAACAACAACAGCGGCACCAAACAGUCCAAGCAGCUACAACUUGCGGGAGAGACGAG